This is a messenger RNA of Mangifera indica (mango), 2536 nucleotides long. RefSeq names its product receptor-like protein 4. The record is from RefSeq and is a predicted model, not a curated record. Gene Ontology annotation, molecular function: protein binding. Bases 148 to 2016 code for a protein of 622 amino acids. The transcript is spliced from 9 exons. NCBI's taxonomy places the organism in Eukaryota, Viridiplantae, Streptophyta, Magnoliopsida, Sapindales, Anacardiaceae.
UUAGUUGACACUGUUGACUUGUCCAUCUCAUUCCUUUCAAUCCCGCUAAUCUCGCCUCCCUUUUCAUCCUUCUUCCAAAUUUCUCCUCGCUUUUCUAUUUAAUGUUCAAAGGCUCACUCUUCUCCCCCACUGUUCUUUCACCUCACUAUGUCUCCCUUCUUCCUCCUCUUGCUCUUUCUCCCAAUUUCUUCAACUUAUUCUUUUCCUUUUGACACCAGCUUCCACAUUGAUUGCGGUAGCGCGUACUCCACCGUCGAUCCUUUUAACACGACAUGGACUGCUGAUCGCUACUACACGGGUGGGGCCGCUGCUGUUGUCUCCGAGCCGUUACACUUCCGUUUUCCUCACGAGAAGACUCUCCGUUACUUUCCUGUCUCCUCCGGCAAAAAGAACUGCUACAUAAUACCCAAUUUGCCGUCUGGCCGUUACUACAUCCGUGCAUUUACCGUUUACGACAACUAUGAUGGGAAAUCUCACUCUCCUAGCUUCGACGUUUCUGUCGAAGGCACUUCAGUCUUUUCCUGGCGCUCACCCUGGGCCAAGGAUUUAGCUCGUGAUGGAGCUUACUCCGAUCUCUUCGCGUUCGUUAAAGACGGCGAACUUGAUUUCUGCUUUUACAGUUUUGCCACUGACCCUCCCGUCAUUGGCUCACUUGAAAUUCAACAAAUCGAUCCGGCGUCUUACGGCGCCACUAACAUCGGUAACAACCACAUUUUAGUCAACUACGGUCGAUUAUCCUGCGGGUCAAACCAGUGGUGGCGGGGGUUCACUGAUGACCCCGAUGAUUUCGGACGCUCAUGGCAAUCCGACGCCGGAUUCCAAUCACAAAAUACGAAAAACUCAGUCAAGUCUGUCUCUACUAGAGAAAAAAUUACUAACGCUAGUGAACCACCGAAUUACUUCCCCAUGAAACUGUAUCAAACAGCAAUCACAUCAAGCGGAGUUAUCGAAUACGAAUUGUUGGUGGAUGCGAAACUUGAUUAUUUGCUAUGGUUUCAUUUCGCGGAGAUUGAUUCGAGCGUUACUAAGGCUGAGCAGAGAGUUUUUGAUGUGAUGGUGAAUGACAAGAACGUGAGUCGAGUUGAUAUAGUGAAGCAGGUGGGCACUCUCGCCGCGUGUAGUAUGUAUUACGUGGCCAAGAACUUGAGCAGUACUAGACUGAGUGUGAAGCUGGUGCCUGUUGUUGGUGCGGUGCUCAUCAGUGGGCUUGAGAAUUACGCGAUUGUCCCCGCUGAUCUCUCAACCAUGACUGAGCAAGUGGUUGCCAUGAGAGCAUUGAAAGAGUCACUUCGUGUUCCCGACAGAAUGGGUUGGAAUGGUGAUCCUUGUGCUCCUACAAAUUGGGAUGCUUGGGAGGGAAUUACGUGUCGACCCAACAAGGCUAGAACUGUCCUUGUCAUAUCACAAAUAGAUCUUGGAAGUCAAGGCUUGAAAGGGACUAUUAGUGACAAGAUAAGUCUCUUGUCAAACCUGGUAACCCUGAACUUGAGCUCUAAUUCUUUGGGAGGUGCUUUACCAGCAGGGUUGGGUCAAGAAUCUCUUGCACGACUGGAUUUGUCAAAUAAUCUGUUCACAGGAUCUAUACCAAGUAGUCUAACUUCUUCAACGCUGCAGCUUGUGCUAUUGAAUAAUAACUUACUGGAAGGGCAAGUUCCAGAGGAACUUUACUCAAUUGCCGUGCAUGGUGGAGAAAUUGACCUCUCUGGUAACAAAGGUUUGUGUGGUGUAUCUUAUUUGCCACCGUGCCCUUUAUUUUGGGAAAAUGGUGGCUUAUCUAAAGGUGUUAAAGUAGCAAUAGGACUAUCGUGCCUUGUAAUUCUUUGUGUGCUUCUGCUGAUCGCAUACACAUGCUACAUCAGGCGGAGAAGGAAUGAUUAUGACUUUGGUCUACCACAAGAUCUGAUGUCACUUGCAGCAAAGAGAAACAGAUAUCUAAGGCAGAAGUCAUUGAUGCUCCUUGAAAUGGAAAGCCAACAUGCGAAAGGACUGCCAUCUCUUCCUCUAAAUCCACUCUAAAGAUCAGACCGAAAAAGUAUAGUAUUAAAUGUUGACAGUGUGUCACUCACCAACAGAACACAGAGAAGAGGUGCCGAAAAUGAUUGAUUGUACUAACUACUAAAUGCUCGGGUGAGCUGUAUUGCUGCUUUCCAAACAAGGAGGUUCACUGGUUUGGCUUGGUUCAAUGAUUCAACCAAACUGGGGUCUUCUGAGAGCCACAAAAUCUGAAGAAUACAAUGCAUCUCACUUUCUAUCCUUAUCAACAAAACCAUGAGUCCUCUCCCCUGUAUUAUAUUACCAUUUUGCGGCAUUCUUCCAUGAUUAUAUUAUAUAUGUUGUAAUUUCAUACUUCAAAUGCAUAUAAUUGCCACCACAUAUUUAUAUCAUCUGGUCCCUCCCGCCUUCAAUUUUUAUUCAUAAUCAGUUUUAGCAAAGCUGUUUCAAUUAUACUUUCUUUUUUUCUGUAAAUGGAUAAUAUAUUAUUGUUUUGCUAACGAUUUGCUUGUUCUGUUCCAAGGGACAAGACAUUUGAUUGUUA